This is a messenger RNA of Paramecium sonneborni, 776 nucleotides long. The record is from the annotation of a GenBank genome assembly. NCBI's taxonomy places the organism in Eukaryota, Ciliophora, Oligohymenophorea, Peniculida, Parameciidae.
AUGCUACAGACUUCUAUUAUCAUCAGUUCUACUCCCUCUUAUAUUGAAAGAUUUUCUCCAUUCAUUUGUGCAUGUCCUAUCUGCCCAUGUAUUACAUGUUUAUAACCUUGUGAAUAAGCAAAUGAAUAUAGUAUUAUUUAUUGUGAAGAUGAUUGGUCUAAUUGGGGUUAAGUUCAUUUUGAAGUCAAAGAAGUCUCCAAAUUUAUGUAAAGGUAAAUUAAUUAUUUUUAAAAAAGAGAUUUAUUUGUCCUCCAUCUAAACGCUCACUUGAACUUGUAGAUUAAAGAAAAUUUUCUGAAGUUCAUAUUAAAGUAGAAAAACCAUAUAAAUUCUCUAUUUUAUGUUUCCAAAGACCAGAAAUGUUAAUUUAUUAAAGAGGAUAAUAUAUUGGAAAAGUGAUGGAAGAACUUUAAUGGACAUGGAUCAAAUGUACAUUUUAUAAAGUAUGUACUUUCUCAAAUUGCAAUAGCUAACAUGUUUUGAUAAAAACAAUGCUUUACUAUAUACUAUUAGUGCUAGUUGUUGUUAGCCAGGAUUAUUUUGUAUGUUACCAUGUUAAUCUUGUGCAGAAAUUGAGUUUUAAAUAAAAGAUCGAAACAAUUAAAAAGUGGGUAAGAUUUGCCAUUUAUUUGGUGGUUUUCGUAGAGAAUGGUGUACUAAAUCAGAUACAUAUGGAAUAAAUUUUCCUGAAUUUGCCACUAUUGAAGAGAAAAUUAUUCUUAUCAUGGCUGGCAUAUUUAUUGAUUAUGCACAGUUUUAAAAUUAUUGAAAUUCGU